CACUACGCUUAAACGGUUGUUUGAACCGGAAGCAAAUUGCGUAGACGCUUUAGCGCGAUUAAUCUACGUAUACUUCUUAAUACCUAAAAUAUUUUUUAUUUCAAUCGUUCGACAUCGAUUAAUCAAAAUGGUAUGUAUUUAAAUAAUAAUCUUUUAUGGCAUUACUUACAUUUUGAUCUUAAUUAUUUUGAUAAGAUAAGACAGAAUAAGCACGGUAUAACAUUUUACAUAGCCGGCUUCCUUUGUUUACAAAUGGCAGAAUGAUAAAUUCUGAAAUCGAAAGUUGAACGAAAUCAUAGCUAGAUUCUAUUAUUUAUAUUGUCUUUUACAUUUUGGUUUAUUCGAAUUAUUACAUUGUAUCUUAGCUUAGCAAUGGAGUAGUUUAAGAGGCCAUCGUAUUAUACAUGACAUACUAGUCACUCUUUCACAUUCAUUAUUUAUACAAAAAUAUCCAGCUACUACAAAUCUUUUUCACUUUUUAGAACUUAGUUUUACUUUACUUGACUUAGCUGUUUUUAUUUGAUUUGGCUUUGGUGCUUUUAAGCUUUUUUUUUAAACGUAAUACAGAUAGGGCUAUUUGCCCAGUCAUAAAAGAUGUAGAAUAGUUAUCUUUUUUGUUUAUAAUUAAUAAGGAUAUUAUUAUCUUUUCAGUCAACUGGCAAAAGCUCCAAAAUGCUGCAGCACAUCAAUUACAGGAUGCGCUGUCAGCUGCAAGACGGACGCAUAUUCAUAGGCACUUUUAAAGCAUUCGAUAAACACAUGAAUCUUAUUUUGGGUGACUGUGAUGAAUUCAGAAAGAUCAAGCCCAAGAAUGUAAAAUCUAAUGAGCGUGAAGAAAAAAGGGUUUUGGGCUUGGUGUUGUUACGUGGUGAACAUCUAGUCUCAAUGACCGUAGAAGGGCCACCAGCAGCUGAGGUAAUUGUUUGUAUUAUUGUCAGAGUUCCAAUUAUUCCAGCUUGUCGAUAUCUUUGCCAACAUCAUGAUUAUGUGUUAGUUAAAGUAGUGUUAUUGUAUUUAUGAAUUAAAGUAAGAAUGGCCCUACUCUGUACUCUCAAAACCCUGAAAGGAUAUGCAGAAUCAAUAUAAUAUAAUAUUAUGCACACAUAACUAAUCACUUUGUUCUUGCUGAUGUCUGAAAACACUGAUGUAUGUGUUGCAAUUAGCCUGAGAGCAUACUGUAUUUGUUUUGCAUAGCUUACUUCUCUGUGAGUACUUAAAUUUGGUCUUUAACCCUCUACGGGGCAGAGGUACUUCCUCUUGCAUGUCCUCAACGGGCACCACUUUUCCGUUUUUUAGUAAGAUUUAGGGUAACGUUACCCAAAAAAAUCAAAAAAUCAAAUCUAAGGUGUUAUUCAACAAAUUUGUGUGAAAUAAAAAACAAAUCUAAAGGAAAAUGAAUGCAGAUAUAUUAUUGUACUAACAUGAUGCCAUUAAUCCUCAUUUGAACACAAAUAUUUGCAAAAAAGUACACAUUGUUUGUGAUUGUGACAAACACUGCCACAUAAUCGAAGUUUGUAAAAUUCAACACUGCUUACUACACUGAUUUCACUAAUAUUACUACUAAUAUUACUAUCUAGUUCCCAUUUACAGUCAAUUCGUGCACUUAAAUGUCACUUAAAUUGAAUCCAGCGAAAUCUCUGCUAUGACUUGAAUAAUAGGCACAAAUAAUCUGCAAAAUCCAUUUUGGAAAAAAAUAAAUUUUUAAAACCCCUAAAACUACAAAAAAAAUUGAUUAAAUACUUAUAAAUGGCGCCUACUCCAUUUAGCUAUCGGAAAAACCGGAUGUAAACAAUAGGAAGUCUCACAAAGCCUCGGAGGUCACGAGAAAACAACUCUAUGUCGUCACGGACGCUUUUGGGCGUUUUGCCCUUUAAGUGGUAAAGACGUUUUCUGCCACUCUGCCCCGUAAAGGGUUAAGUACCUUUUAAAAAAACUUCCUGUGCAAGACCUCCAUUCUUUUUCAUAUUGCUACUGAUAUUAUAUUUUCAGGAAGGUGUUGCCAGAGUACCUUUAUCUGGAGCCAGUACAGGACCUGGAGUUGGUAGGGCAGCUGGUCGUGGUAUGGGUGGAGCUGGAGGAAUGGGUGGGGCACCAGGUCUCCAAGGCCCUGCUCGAGGUGUGGGUGGUCCUUCACCCCAAAUGAUGACUCCACAACCAAGAAUGGGAGGCCCAGGUGGACCACCAAUGGGUAGGUUAACAUGUUAGAUUAGUGCUAUUAAAUAUGAAGUAAGUUCAUGAAGUGUGUUUCAUCUCAAAAUCAAACUUUAAAACAAGGAAUUUGUUUUAAAUAUUGCAUGCUUUUAAACAUUUUUACCUUCAUAAUUUUUUUAAUUAGCAGGUCUAUGCUUUUUCUUUUUACUAGUGUAAACAUUCUUUGUUAAAUUCUGCGCCACCUUUAUUUCUCAUAUAAUGGGCACCUUUAUUAACUUUUAUGUUAUUAUCUGAUAUAUCUUACACAUUUUUAAUGGAAAUAUUUUUCUAAGGUGGUCGUGGUGGUCCUCCAAUGAUGAUGGGCGGGCCAGGAAACAUGAGGCCACAGGGAAUGCCACGAGGACCAGGCCCAAUGCCUGUUAUGAGAGGUUAGUCUUAAGAGCAAUAGUUAAAGUUAGAUUAAUUAUAAAAAUGUAGGUCCUUUGGUUGAAGCAGUAUAUAUUUCCCUUCAAUGUUAUAUUUUAACAUGUUAAAUGAAUACUCUCUUUGACAUUAUUACCAUACAAAUUUACUUCAAAUUGUAAGAUAGUUUUACCAACUGAUAGCUUGCAAGAAUACAAUAAUGUAUUACGGUGGUCAUCAUUACUAGGAUUUUUUAAUGUAAUCCUUCCUUACCAUUAUUCCAUGCCAUGUAAGCAUGUUUUGAAUUCCCAGCUAUACAGUUAUUUCUCUUAUCAGGAGUCGGUUUCUUCUUUUAAUCAAAUUAUUUGUGCUUAUGUUCAGCUUGUUUUCCACUUAAUACAAUGAUGGAGAUGAUUAUAUUAGUUUUACUACAGCCUACGAUCUGAGAAAAGCAUCUCUUUUGCAAUCUUAAUAGUGUAGUCAAGAUGUGUUUUAAAAGUUGUUACUCAUAGUCCAAGCUAGCAAAUUAACUAGCUAGCUAGUAAUUUAGAGUAGUUCAAUCACCAGCUCUAGUCUACACUUCAUUUACAUUUAAUACCAGUGUCUGAAUAGCAUUUUGUAAUAUCACAUGGUCUGUUAGCUAGUUAAUCUGCCAAACUGUCCAUUCACCCUAUUAAAAUCUUUGAAUCCUUAUUUUUUUUACUCAAGGAGUUCCCACAUCAAAUCUUUAUAAUAACUGCUACCAUCUCCGUGAUAUUUUCAAGUCAUACUGGCAACAUAUAGUGUUUAUAUAAGAGAAGUUUUGAUAAAAAGUAGAAAAUACUAGUCUUUUUUAUAGUAAAAUUUAUUGCAUUUCCUUGAAGCUGGAAAUUUCUAACAUUUAAAUUUGUAAAGAGUGUAAAAUAAGCUAAGUCCCUUUGAACUGAAGUAAGUUUUCUCGAAAUAUUCUUAGAUUUAAAAGCAAUUCAUUACUGAGUCAAAGAGUUUAAAUUGAUUUAAACCAGCAGCAUUGCACAAAAAACUUUUUCAUUGUGGAGUAGUAAAAAAAUAAUGAUAUUUUCUUUUUUAAAUUCAGUUAUAUAAGCUUUAGUAAUCAUUGCAUUUAUAGAUACCUAUUUUGAAAAAGGAAAAAAAUAUGUUUAAGAUCUCAAACUUAUUUUUCAUUACUCUGCUAAUAAGUAUAAAGACAUUUUAUCAUAAUUUGCUGUGUUAGGCACAUAUAUAGCUUUUCACCAAUUAUAAUCGAAAGAAAUAGAGACCAUGUGAGUAUACUAUCUUCACACCAAAUUCUAGUAAUUCUAUUGAAACAAUGUUUUCAAUUAACUGCUGAUUGUUGAAACUUUAGUACCAUGUGGACGAAUUAAAAGAAAUUUGAAUAUUAUAUGUGAGAUUGUCUUCUAGAUCAAAGCAGAAACAUUGUAAAAUACCAUUUAUUUUGCAAAAUGUAGUACCAGCACCCAUACCAAUUUUAUUUACCAAAUUUCUGGUCUUUGCAUGUCUUUUAUUAUUAUUAUUUUGGCUAUAAAAGCCAUUGUUAAAAAUCAGAUUAAUGCAAAUUCUACUGUUUCAAAACAACCCCACUCAAUGCCCUUCAACACCUCUAUAUGGUCUCUGAGCCCACCAUUGCCCCAGUGGUUCACUAUCCUCCAUUUUAGGAAAUGCAGUUAAUUCUAUUCUUCUAUUCCAACACAAAAAAAAUAAAAGAACAUGUCAGUUUGAAGAGUAAAGUAAUUUGAAAAUUUUGCAUUGAUAAAUUUUAAAAGAAAUUAUCAGUUAUCUAGGAAUUAAAGGAUGGUAUUGACAGUAUUGUUUGAAGAUGGCAUUUCAGGGCUCAGUGCACAUUUCUGACCAUGUUGGGUUUUGGUUGAGAUGGGGCUGAUCUUUUAUUAUUUUAAGAUUUACUGUCAAAGAAAGUGUUAUUUAAAUUACAGGUACUAGUCAAACAGAAAUUUUUUGAAUUAUUUAAAAGAAGAAGCUAUUUGACAUCCACAUAAAAAGGUUGACAAUACCAAGGACCAUAUUAUUAUGGUGAUUUUGUGUGUUCCUUUUUGUAUAGUUUAGUCAACCAUAUAGUAAGUUGAAAAUCAAUUUUAUUCACACACCAAGUUGGGUAUACUGUAAAUAUAUUAUAUUAUAAGUUUUACAUUGUAAUUUACACAAAUUCAAGAGGAAUACUGUAUUAUUAAAUAACAGAAACAAAUGGAUUAGUUUAGAAUCAUAUUUUUUCCACAUCUUUACAGCCUGUGGAUAAAGCAUUUCUUUCCAUAUGAUCCUUUAUUUAUGUUAAAUUUAUUGAUUUGAUUAGUUAGUAAUCCACUGCUCAUAUGUUUUAUAUUUGUAUUAUAUCAACACUGUAAAUCUCUAAACACUAAAAGUCUAUAAACCCUAACUUGGUUAGAUCAUGUACCAAAAAAAUUUACUAUCCACCAAUGCAAUUUUUGGAUAUAUUUGUACAGGGACAGGGGGAAGCCCUUGAUUUUCACUUCACUCUACAUUCAGUUGCAUUCUGCUGGCCCAAUUUUUCUCAGUUAUUUCAGUUUUUCUUACUGAAGAAUUUUGUAAUAUAAAAAAAAAUGUUUACCUACAAAAUGGCUUCUACAUCCAGUAGUAACUGUAACAAAGACUGUCUGUCUUAAAAGGUUAUUUUCUGUUUCAAGCAUUGUUUACUGAUGGACAUCAUUACAGAAACUCUGAAUUGUCUAAAAAAAAACAACUAUUUUUCAAUAUAUUAAAAUGAUAACCAAACCACAGCUACAUCAUAACACAUGCUUAUGACUGUAUCAUUCAGUGAAUUCGUUUUUCUUGAAUUUCAUAAUCUUUCUCUUCACAAAUUAUUAUCAAAUGGUUUUUUCUUUAUAUAAUAUACACAAUUAAUUAAAAUGACAAUUUUUGUGUAUAAUUAGCUCUUCAAUUCUCAGUAUGUGCAUAAAGCGUAAGUAUUAAAUGUCUGAAAUAGCCCAUGCAAAUCUGCAAAAUCGGAUUUGUAACACCGUGCAAGAGCAUUACAAAAUACCAUUUUCUGUUUCACAAUGUAAUAACACCUUAUAAAACCAAACAUUUGUCGAGAUAUUUCUCUAUAUGACCUGUAUAUUAUAUUUCAAACUGCCACAGAAAAAGGUAUUUUGCAUCCAGUAAUGUUAAUAUUUACAUGUUACACAAAAAUAACAAACCGGUAGGCUCUUUUUGACUUUUUAUCAACUAAACGUUCUGCUUUCAUGUUAGCCAGUCCUGUAAAACUAUUAGAAUUUUCCCAUUUCAUUCUGCAACGCAAUUAGGUACCGGUAUAUAAAACAUUAUAAUAGCUUUAAAGAAGAACAAUUAUGACAUAUUGCCUGUAGACACCUAAAAUAAAAUUUUAUCUCCUCAAAAUAAAAUGACUCAGUCAAAAUGAAGAUUUGACCCAUGGACACAAGAGUUAAAAUAAUUGAAAAGAACAAAUUUCUGAACUUAUUAGACUUAUGCUUCACAGUGAGGAAAUGUCAAGUCAGCGUGUUUCAUUGUAUUAAAUUAUAUUUUAUACUAUAAAAAGGCGGUGCCAACUCUUCUCCAACUCCAGUCUUAUCAGCUUUGUCCUUUUAUUGUUAUUGAUUAUAUAUGGGAGUGUCUAACAUUAGCAGUGGUCAAAGCUGUUUGUUCAGUGUCCUUUACACUAUUUCAAUAGCACUCUCUUACCAGCAGACCGUAAGCCAGUACUUAAGAAUCUUGGCAAACUCCAUUUAACCUUUUUUUCCCUCUUUCUCUCUCUCUCUCUCCUGUUUUUUAAAACACCUGUCAAGCCCAAGGGCAUGUGAGGGAAAGUCUAUAAUGAAUGGAAGCUCAUAGGGCAGAUGAAGCCUGGGGCAGCAACCAUAACCAAUGGGAAAACUUGCUUUCAGGGCAUGGAUCUGGAGGAGAAGAUGAAUGGCCCCGGGGGCUUGAAGGCAACAGAAAUAAAACACAUAAUAAUGAAUGCAAUGAUUGAAAGGCUUUGAAGGGCUGGGGGCUAACACUCUAGUUGAAAAGAUGAAAUGGGGAAUUCAAUUGGGUGUUAUUUAUUCCAUAACUUGCCUUGAAAAAUAAAUGGGUGAAGGCUUUGCCAAAGAUGAUGUUAGGAGAUUUGCUGUCUUGGUCAUUUGUUAGAAAGUAGUGUAUUUUCUGUUGCAGUCAUUAUUUUAGAAAGAUGUUUGAGGUUUUAGGAUAUCAGUUAUUGUUAUUAGUAAUAUUAGUACUUUUAAGGUUUUUCAAAACAAAAUUUCAUAUUUAGAUAUGUGUAUCAGAAUCACUAUAACUGAUAGUAUUGGCUACAUGACGUUUUUCUAUACCGGUAUUCUAUAUAUAAUUAUUUUAUUUUGUAAAAAUAUUUUUUUUUACUCUCCGUGUUUACUAUUUUUUUAUUUCACAUUCAUGAGUAAAUCAUAAAUGUCCUGUGCUGUUGAGCAGAACUGAAUUAAAAAACCUGUUGUGUAGUUUUGUCCCUCAAAUGCAAGAAGUGGCUAAAUUUGUAUACUUGAAUUUCAUGCGUGGCUCAAUCUUGCACUUAAGGCACAGUGGUAUGAAAGCCUCCUCUGGCUGGUGGUAUUUAUGUCUUGCCUAGUGGCCAGGGGGCAUACAAAAAAAAAAUCUCUGAGGUGGGAUCAAUAAUGGGGAGUUGGGCUGAUGAAUGCAUAAUCGCUUGUAGCUGGAGGCAAUAGACUGGCAGUGCCCACCGAACUUAUUAUUACUGCCUGGGGACAGAGACUGCCAGUGAGGAAGGUGGAGGAUGGUUUAUAAAAACUGAGGCCGAACACAAAUUAUUUUGAGUUUAAAGUGGUUGGCUGAAUGUACUUAGCAGUGUUUAAGUGGUAGUCGAAAAUCUAAUAUGGAAGCAAUUUAACAAUUUUUUUUUUUCCCUGUGUAAAUAAUAAUGCAACUAUUAUCUCUGAGCUUUUGUUGAUGAAGUGAUUAGGCCCCUUACUGAAAAUAUUCUUUUAGAAUUACAGAUUGAUACUUAUUGAGACUGAAUAAAUCAUUUAUACCUCUAUUGAUACCAUAGUUAAUUUAUUUUUUGCAUUGAAAUCUUUAUUAUUAUUUUUUAUUGGACAUAGGUGUGUUCGUUAUUACUAGAGGAAAAAAACUGUUUAAUGUAAACUUUUCUAUUUUUCAGGGGGAAUGCCAGGCCAGCCGCCCAGGAUGGGUGGCCCUCCGAUGUAACCCAAGGUCAUCAAGUACUUCAUCUUUACCAUCAUUCUUAUUCACUUCCAUUCAAUUCAUUUCACCCACAUUCAUCAUGUGUACAGCCACAACAUCCUCCAGUGUUGGUUUGUUUGUUAUGAUGAAUGGUGUUCCAUUUAAAUUUUAUAGGAAACAUUCUUUUGUCAAUGUACUGCUGGCUUGCUUGGCGGUGAGAAUAACAGCAGUAUUAGCAGUGCAGAAUCUUGUUUCUUAUAAAAUGGUUGGUUGGCUUUUAGACAAUGUCAUGCCAUCUUGUGUUGGCUUGAAAUGUCACGGAGGCUUUGGGACCCUGGUACUUCUCAGUCUUGUGUGUUUCCAAUGGUGAGCUUGUGACCUUGAACCUGUAAAAUAUGUGUGCGUGCUGGUGUGAGAACAUGUGGUGAGUUUGUGGAUGAUUUAAACAGGAUUGUUGGGUUUAUGUCUGUCUAUUCAUGGUGACAGCAUAAAUAACCUGAAGACUGGCGCUACUAGGGGGUUGGGGGGUAGAUUUCUGUCAGAUUUUCAAACCACUACCUUCAACCUCAAAAAUUAUUAACGAUCAAAAUUGCUUCAUUCCACAUAUCAGGAAGUUACCUGUGCUGGGUUCUGGUAAAACCUACAGACUUCAGUUUGUGUUAACUAACAAAAUGACUUGAGAUGAGUUUGUUUCUUGUGCAUUAAAGUAAUGAUUGCCACCCCCCAACACAUACCUGAUAAUCUCUGGAAGGGAACAAUGUGCAAGUGCGGCGGCGUGAGCUGUUUUUAUCUGAAUUAUUAGCUGUGGUGAGUGUGAGUGACAGAUGGUUCAAGUUAUAAAAUGUUUUUAAUGAUUAAAGCUAAUUUACUGUAACAAUUUUGUGGAGUUGUCUAGUUUUUGAUGUCCUUGUGGAUUCAAUCCUGGUUGUGUACAUUUGAUUAAACUAGUCAUCUAGCUGUGCUGAUUAAAAUUAAUG
This is a messenger RNA of Lymnaea stagnalis (great pond snail), 8675 nucleotides long. The record is from the annotation of a GenBank genome assembly. NCBI's taxonomy places the organism in Eukaryota, Metazoa, Mollusca, Gastropoda, Lymnaeidae.